AUGAUUAAUGUACUAGCAAACAUUGCUUCCAUGCUUAUAAUAGCAGAAUUUGUCACUGGAAAUUUUGCAAAUGUUUUCAUAGCCCUGGUGAACUGCAUUGACUGGAUCAACAAACAAAGGAUCUCCUCAGCUGAUGGAAUUCUCUCUGUUCUGGCUGUCUCCAGAAUUGGUUUGUUAUGGGUAAUAUCAAUAAAUUGGUAUUUAACUGUGCUCAAUCCAGAUAUAUAUAGAAGACAAGCACAAAUUAUUAUUUGUAUUGUCUGGGCAGUAACCAACCAUUUUAGCACCUGGCUUGCUACUAGCCUCAGCAUAUUUUAUUUGCUCAGGAUAGCCAAUUUCUCCAACUUUAUUUUUCUUCACCUAAAGAGGAGAGAGAAGAGUGUCAUUCUUGUGAUAAUGUUGGGGACUUUUAUGCUUUUGUUGUCUUAUCUUAUGAUCGUUAGCAUUUUGGAUAUAAAGCAGAGGAAUGAAAACCCAGGAAAUGUGACUCAGAAUACUAAUCUGAAGGACGUCACAAACCUUUUAAACAUGACAAUAUUCACUCUACUGAACUCCAUGCCCUUUCUGAUAUCCCUGAUAUGUGUUCUGCUGUUAAUCUACUCCCUGUGUAAACAUCUCAAGAGGAUGCAGCUCCAUGGCAAAGGAUCCCAAGACUCUAGCACCAAGGUCCAUGUGAAGGCCUUGCAAACUCUGAUCUCCUUUCUCUUGUUACUUGCUGUGUACUUUGUGUCCUUAAUUUUAUUGGGUUGGAGUAGUAAUAAGACACUGAAUGAACCAGUCAUGCUACUCUGCCAGGCUGCUGGCCUGCUCUAUCCUUCAAGCCAUUCAUUUGUCCUGAUUUGGGGAAACAGGAAGCUGAAAGAGGCCUUUCUAUCACUUUUGUGGCAGGCAAGAUGGUGUCUGAAAGAACGGAAACCACCUAGUCCUCAGAUCAAUAAUGAUACCGUGUGA
Molecule: messenger RNA, 951 nt
Organism: Sciurus carolinensis (gray squirrel)
Lineage: Eukaryota; Metazoa; Chordata; Mammalia; Rodentia; Sciuridae
Product: taste receptor type 2 member 31-like
Exons: 1
Coding region: 1-951 (316 amino acids)
Biological process (GO): sensory perception of taste; G protein-coupled receptor signaling pathway; detection of chemical stimulus involved in sensory perception of bitter taste
Cellular component (GO): membrane
Molecular function (GO): G protein-coupled receptor activity; bitter taste receptor activity
Source: RefSeq, a predicted model, not a curated record